UGCUGAAAUCACCACGCUAAAAGAGCAAGAUCAUCUGAUGCAAUUCUUAAUGGGGCUCAAUGAUUCCUAUGCCAAUUUAAGGAGUUAGAUUUUGUUAAUGACACCAUUGCCAACAGUCACAAAAGCAUUGUCUCUAGUGCUACAAGAUGAACGACAACGAAAUAUCCAAUCUCUUGCAUCCCCUUCAUACCUUGAGCAACAUUCUGAAUCACGGUGUCGUAAGAAGCCUAGAAAUCCUAAUUAUCAAGCAACAUCAAUAAAGCGUGAUUUCAGCGAUUCUGGUUUUCAGCGGAACUCCACUGAACAACAUACAGCUUCUUCUAGACCACAACUAGUGGCCGCUACUGUUGACCAUGGUGAGAUAAGUUCUGCUGCAAGCUCACCUUUCACUCAGGACCAGAUAAAGCAACUACUUUCUCUUAUUCAACCUCGUGUCUCAACCUUCUCCAAUCCACUUGUUAAUAUGGCAGGACCUGCUGACGAAGAAGGUGAUUGGUUUGGCAAAUGAGCAUGAUGGUCUCUACUAUCUUGCACCUUCUACAGCCCCGUUUAUUUCCCUAGCUACUAUUUCCAAACUUGUGGCAGACCUCUGGCAUUUUUGACUUGGCCAUCCAAGUGAGGGUGUUUAUCGUAGUUUUACUCAUCUUGACAGUACAGUUUCUUUUAAUAAAAACUCUUGUAUUAUUUGCCCUUUGGCAAAACAAACAAGGUUGUCUUUUCCCUUAAGUUCAAUAACAAGUACUUAGUGUU
Molecule: messenger RNA, 750 nt
Organism: Rubroshorea leprosula
Lineage: Eukaryota; Viridiplantae; Streptophyta; Magnoliopsida; Malvales; Dipterocarpaceae
Source: the annotation of a GenBank genome assembly